AUGACAAAACCUACUCUUUACGAAUUAGAGACUCUGACUAAUUUAGCCAGCGCCACUUAUGGUUCACGCGUUCUCUUCGCUACUGAUGAGUGGUUUGCGUCUGCCAGUCGUCUGUUGCUACCAGAACCUCCCAUAUUUGUUGCCAACAAAUUCACGAGCUUUGGUAAGUGGAUGGACGGGUGGGAAUCUCGGCGCAAGCGCAUUCCAGGCCACGACUGGUGUUUGCUAGCGUUGGGUCUCCGUGGCCUCGUUGACAUUGUGGACAUAGACACGGCUUUCUUCACCGGCAAUUAUGCGCCACGUGUGUCCAUUCAGGCUGCUAAUAUCUCCCAACGUAGCAACACGUUAAGAACUCUCGCGGCUAAAGCCACUGACAAACGAGCUAUGGGUGUAUGUGCCACAGCUCAAGAAUUUGAACUAGUAGAGAAGCUCGAGUCUGAUAAAUGGGUGGAGAUUGUGCCGCUUACAAGACUUGGAGCUGGAUAUGCUGAAACACGCCACAAUUUGCGCAGAGUGCACGCUUCCAAGCGAGGUCCGUGGACACAUCUUCGGGUCAAUGUUUUUCCGGACGGAGGCAUCGCGCGGCUGCGUGUGUAUGGAGAGGUGGAGAUGGACUGGAAUAGCAUUUUGAGCUCUAACUUGAUUGACCUUGUCAGUAUAGCUCACGGUGGUAGAGUGAUUAGCUAUAGUGACGCCCAUUACGGCCAUCCACGCAAUUUGAUUGCCCCAGGACGUAGCAAAUCUAUGGCGGAUGGAUGGGAAACAGCGCGCAAGGCCUCACGCCCUGCCAUUUUGACAGCUAACGUCAUAACUGGGCUGCUUGAAGUAGCCGGAAAAGAUUGGGUCGUCUUUAAAUUGGGACACUCGGGAGUGAUCCACCAUGUCGAAGUAGACACAAACUUUUUUAAAGGCAACUGUCCAGAAAGCUGUAUCGUUUACGGUUCUGAAAUACGUCACUGUGAUGAAAAUCAGUUAUUAAAUGAUACUGAUGUCAAGUGGGAAGUUGUGCUGCCCCGUGUGAAGUUACUUGCUCAUAAGCAGCAUUUUUUUUCGAUUGCAGACGGUACAGUAAACCUCAUUCCUACUGGUGUCAAUUAUGUCAAGCUGGAAAUGUUCCCUGAUGGCGGAAUCAGUCGUCUUCGAUUGCUUGGUUAUAAAAGAGAGAUCUCGCGCUUGUAA
Plasmopara halstedii is the source of this 1179-nucleotide messenger RNA. Its product is annotated as allantoicase. The record is from RefSeq and is a predicted model, not a curated record. Lineage: Eukaryota; Oomycota; Peronosporomycetes; Peronosporales; Peronosporaceae. The transcript has a single exon. Gene Ontology annotation, molecular function: allantoicase activity. The coding region runs from base 1 to 1179 and encodes 392 amino acids. Gene Ontology annotation, biological process: allantoin catabolic process.